GGCCAAAAGUAGGCAAGGUGCACCCCUACUAAAUAUGCUUUUUUUAAAAUAUAACUAACCGAGAUAAAAAUUAACUAACCAUGGUGACAAAACAAAUUUUUUUUGCGGAUUCGAAAAUUAAUUUCCAGCAAUUAAAAUGGCUGAGUACUUAAAUUUGGGACAAUGGCGGGAUAAACUUACUGAGUUCUUUCAUUAUAUUAUAGAGUUUGCUGCUAAAAAUCCUAAAGAAUUUUUAGUUACUUUUCUUUUAAUCCUUUCUCCUCUUAUGCUUAUUUGUGGUUACUUAGCAUAUUUAAUGAUUAAACAAAUUGAUGGAAAAGAAAAAUCCAAGAAGAAAAAAGCAUUAAAGUCUUCUAAUACAAUGAAAACAAGAAGAAAAGCUGCUAAAAUUGAAUAAAAACUGAGCUCGAGGUCGAUUGUUGUUGAAAGUCAGAAAAAAGAGUUUUAGUUUUUAUGUUUGAAUUGUAAAUCAUUUUUAUGAUUUCUUUAAAGUUUCUAA
Hydra vulgaris (swiftwater hydra) is the source of this 499-nucleotide messenger RNA. RefSeq names its product small integral membrane protein 15. The record is from RefSeq and is a predicted model, not a curated record. NCBI's taxonomy places the organism in Eukaryota, Metazoa, Cnidaria, Hydrozoa, Anthoathecata, Hydridae.